ACACCACACCCAGUUGUUUCUGUAUGUGUCCGUGUGUAUAAAAAGCCAGGUAUGACAGUAUGCAGUCACCAAGCUACGCUGAAGGAGCAUCCAGAUCAUCUCCACACACUGAAGCAUCAUGGAGUCCAGAGCGUCUCUCUCCGUUCUCGCCCUGCUGCUUGGCUUCUCGCAAGCUCUCCAUCUCGACCAACCUCAGCAUGUGGACAUCACGACACAGAUUCUCACCACCAACAACGGAUCCAGUGAACUGCUGUUGGAGGGAGACAUACUCUUGCCAAGAAGCAGGAACGCUCUGGUCUGCGCCACCAAAAACUGCUUUUGGAAGAAGUCCUCAAAUGGCUUAGUGGAGGUGCCUUUCACACUGAGCCGUGUUUUCUCUUCCUCUGACAAGACUGUAAUUGCCAACGCCAUGGCCACCUUCCGCAGCAAAACCUGCAUUAGUUUUGUUCCCAGGACAAAUCAAACUGACUACCUGAGCAUCGAGAGCAAAGACGGAUGCUACUCUAAUCUGGGCAGAACAGGUGGUGCUCAGGUGGUCUCUCUCAACAGGUUGGGUUGUGUUUACUACGGCAUCGUCGAGCACGAGCUGAACCACGCGCUCGGUUUCUACCACGAGCAUACUAGGAGUGACCGUGAUCAGUACGUCACCAUCAACUGGGAAAACAUCGACCCAGAAAUGCAGUAUAAUUUCAACCUACAUAACACCAACAACCUCAACACGCUGUACGACUACUCCUCUGUGAUGCACUAUGGGAAAACAGCUUUCUCCAUCAACGAUCUGGACACCAUCACUCCUAUCCCUGAUCCUUCAGUGGAGAUUGGACAGAGAGAUGAAUUGUCUGCCAUCGACAUCCUGAGGAUCAACACUCUCUACAAGUGCUGAACUUGGUCUUUUGGCUUGAUUUAACUUUGAUUUAAUAUUGUAGAACUGUUAAUGA
This is a messenger RNA of Ictalurus punctatus (channel catfish), 938 nucleotides long. RefSeq names its product hatching enzyme 1.2-like. Bases 119 to 883 code for a protein of 254 amino acids. Gene Ontology annotation, biological process: proteolysis. NCBI's taxonomy places the organism in Eukaryota, Metazoa, Chordata, Actinopteri, Siluriformes, Ictaluridae. Gene Ontology annotation, molecular function: metalloendopeptidase activity; zinc ion binding. The record is from RefSeq and is a predicted model, not a curated record. The transcript has 4 exons.